CUCUUCCGAAACACAAAUCAACCCCUCAAAACUCUCUUUCCUCCUCUCUUGGGUGUUCCUCAAAACUACACCAAAAAAUGGCUUUAUGUGGUGCUUUGAGGGGUGGAUUUGUUCCCAUAGCUCAAAAUGGUUACACUUCUUCUAGUUUGCUUAGUUCAUCCGCCAACGCGAGCAUGCCAUCAAACAAACGAAAGUUUACUGGAAUCGUAGCUGUUGCAAAAGACAAUGCGAGUAAUGAACAAGAGGACCUAGCAAUAGUGAAUGGGACUGCAUCUGUUACCCUCAAGUAUUCCGGGGAGAAACCCAAAACUCCGAUCUUGGAUACCAUUAAUUAUCCAAUUCACAUGAAAAAUCUUUGUUUAGAGGAGCUUGUACAUUUAGCUGAGGAACUCCGAGAAGAGAUCGUAUAUACAGUGUCAAAGACCGGGGGUCACUUGAGUUCGAGCUUGGGUGUGGUUGAGUUAACUGUCUCACUCCAUCAUGUUUUUAACACGCCCGAAGAUAAGAUCAUCUGGGAUGUUGGACAUCAGGCGUACCCACACAAAAUAUUGACAGGAAGGAGGUCAAGAAUGAGAACGAUUAGACAAACGUGUGGACUCGCAGGCUUCCCAAAGAGAGAUGAGAGUGUUCAUGAUGCUUUUGGCGCAGGCCAUAGCUCUACUAGCAUUUCUGCAGGUUUAGGAAUGGCAGUUGGUAGAGAUUUGCUAGGAAAGAACAACCAUGUAGUCGCAGUGAUUGGGGAUGGAGCCAUGACUGCAGGACAAGCAUACGAGGCUAUGAAUAAUGCAGGCUACCUUGACUCCAAUCUCAUCAUAGUCUUGAAUGACAACCGCCAAGUCUCCCUACCCACAGCUACUCUUGAUGGUCCUGCACCGCCAGUCGGGGCUCUCAGUCGAUCCCUCACAAAGCUACAAACCAGCCGCAAGUUUCGCGAAUUACGUGAAGCCGCAAAGGGAGUAACGAAGCAAUUGGGAGAUAAAACACAUGAACUUGCAACAAAAAUGGAUACUGCCAUAAAAGGAAUGGUUGGUGGUCAAGGAGCUUCUAUGUUUGAAGAGCUUGGGCUUUAUUAUGUUGGUCCAGUAGACGGACACAAUCUUGAAGAUCUUGUCCAUGUUUUCGAUAAGAUUAAGUCCAUGCCAGCUCCAGGACCUGUUCUAGUCCACAUUGUAACUGAGAAAGGCAAAGGUUACCCCCCGGCUGAAGUUGCAGCCGAUAAAAUGCAUGGUGUUGUGAAAUUCGAUACUCAAACCGGAAAACAAGUGAAAACUAAGACGAAAACACUCUCCUAUACUCAAUAUUUUGCGGAUUCGUUGGUAGCCGAAGCGAAGGAGGAUGAAAAAAUAGUGGCGAUUCAUGCGGCUAUGGGAGGAGGCACAGGCCUUAACACAUUCCAAAAAGUGUUUCCUGCGAGGUGUUUUGAUGUUGGCAUAGCCGAGCAGCAUGCAGUCACCUUUGCUGCUGGUUUAGCAACUGAAGGGCUUAAACCAUUUUGUGCUAUUUAUUCAUCUUUCCUACAAAGAGGUUAUGAUCAGGUGGUUCAUGAUGUUGAUCUUCAAAAGAUUCCAGUUAGAUUCGCUAUGGAUAGAGCUGGUUUGGUCGGAGCCGAUGGUCCGACUCACUGUGGUGCAUUUGAUACCGCAUUCAUGGCUUGUUUACCAAACAUGGUGGUGAUGGCUCCUUCAGAUGAGGCAGAACUCAUGCAUAUGGUUGCGACAGCUGCAGCCAUCGAUGAUCGUCCUAGCUGCUUCAGGUACCCAAGAGGCAAUGGCAUUGGCACAUUACUCCCACCAAAUAGCAAAGGAACCCCACUUGAGGUUGGAAGGGGACGGGUGAUUAAAGAGGGAAGUAGAGUGGCCUUAUUGGGAUAUGGCACCAUAGUACAAAGUUGUUUAGCCGCAAGCGAGCUUCUUCAAACGAUCGGUAUAUCCGUGACUGUGGCAGAUGCGCGAUUUUGCAAGCCACUUGAUGGAAAUUUGAUCAAAAAACUAGCAAAUGAGCAUGAGGUCCUCAUCACAGUUGAAGAAGCCUCUAUAGGAGGAUUUAGCUCUCAUGUUUCUCAUUUCUUGGCCUUAAAUGGAUUACUUGAUGGAAACCUCAAGUGGAGAGCAAUGACUUUACCUGAUAGAUAUAUUGAUCAUGGGGCUCAAUCUGACCAGAUUGAGGAGGCUGGUCUCAGCCCAAAACAUAUUGCGGCAACAGUUUUAUCAUUGAUUGGCGGGAGCAAGGAGAUGUUACAUGCUGUCAAUGUAUAAUUUGAAAAAUGUUCAUGAUAUAUAUGGGGCCAAAGUCUUGCAGGACUCUUGUGACCACAUUAUACAGUGUAAUUUGUCUUGUAACUUACGUGAUCGCUAGUUAAAAUUUGUUGACAUAAUCUCUUACAAAAAAGUGUUGAAAUUGUAUCUUAUAUAAUUUCAAGAAGGUGGAAUAUAUAUGUACCAUGUUUUUUUUAAAUAAAGAAGCUAUAUAUUUUAUUGGGCUAC
Messenger RNA from Helianthus annuus (common sunflower), 2483 nucleotides. Its product is annotated as probable 1-deoxy-D-xylulose-5-phosphate synthase 2, chloroplastic. The record is from RefSeq and is a predicted model, not a curated record. Lineage: Eukaryota; Viridiplantae; Streptophyta; Magnoliopsida; Asterales; Asteraceae. The transcript has 10 exons. Gene Ontology annotation, biological process: terpenoid biosynthetic process. Bases 78 to 2255 code for a protein of 725 amino acids. Gene Ontology annotation, molecular function: 1-deoxy-D-xylulose-5-phosphate synthase activity.